AUGUUCGACGACUCGGACGGUGCUUCAUCUGAAGAUGAUAACUUCAGCUCAUACGGUGAGUCUCCUUUAGAAGACGAAGAGUCACCAACGAUACCUCCCAAGAAGAUAUAUCAGAACUUCUCGAUGAGCGGGUCUAAAGAGAGUGAGGAGGUUCUUCUAAGGUUGGAGAUGUCGUCGUUAAAUCUUCCGUUAGGGCAACGAUACGAGAAUAUUUUAGGAGAGUUGUACAAGAACUUUCUCGGCGACGUUGGUCCGGCCGUUCGCCCUACGAGUGUUGGAAUAGCUAUCACUAAGCAGUUUGGUGUAAAGAUGAAAUAUUGGAAAUCUUACCGGACGCUGAAAUUUGCAAGGGAAAUCGUUCAGGGAACACCUGAGAGUGGGUUUGAACGCUUGCAUUCUUACUUAUACAUGAUAAUAAAGGAAAAUCCGAGUACAGUUGCGCGUCUUCAAAUCGAUGAGAAUGGAAAAUUCAUGUAUGUGUUUCUUGCGUUUGGUGCGAGCGUAAAUGGGUUUCCUUUCAUGCACAAAGUUGUGGUUGUCGACGGUACGUUUCUUAAUGGUAGAUACAAAGGGACGCUUCUCACAGCACUAGCUCAGGAUGGUAACUUUCAGAUUUUUCCAAUAGCCUUCGCAGUGGUUGACACUGAAAAUGAUGAUUCCUGGCAUUGGUUUUUUACGCAACUAAAACUUUUGAUUCCUGACGACGAGGGUCUUGCGAUAAUCUCUGAUAGGCAUAACUCGAUUGGGAAAGCAAUUACAAAUGUGUAUCCGCUUGCUUCUCGUGGAAUUUGCACGUACCAUCUAUAUAAGAAUAUACUGGGACAGUACAAAGGAAAAGAUGCAUUUCGUCUGGUGAAGAAAGCGGCGAGAUGUUUUAGGAUGUCUGACUUUACUCAGAUUUUCGAGGAGAUUGAAGCGAUUAAUCCAGCACUCCACGGCUACCUCCAAAGGGCUGAUGUCCGACUGUGGACGCCUGUUCAUUUCCCGGGCGAGAGGUACAAUUUGAUGACUACGAACAUAGCGGAAUCAAUGAACAGAGCAUUGUCGAAUGCUAGAGGUCUUAACAUUGUUCGGAUAUUAGAAUCGAUACGAGUUAUGAUGACCAGAUGGUUUGCUGAACGAAGAGAGGAUGCCAGAUCGCAGCGAACCACGCUUACUCGUGGUGUGGAGAAACUACUACUUGGGCGUGUAACUGCCGCCAGAGAUUUGGCGGUACAGAGGAUUGAUGAUCAUCACACUGAAGUUAAAUAUGGAUCUUCCGGCGAGUAUUUGCAUGUUGUUAAUUUGGUAGAGCGAAAGUGCACAUGUCGCCGUUUCGAACUCGAGAAAUUACCAUGUGUACACGCAAUCGCAGCGGCGGAGUACAGGAAUGUUUCUCGUAUAUCCAUGUGCAGUCCUUACUAUACCAGCAAUUAUUUGGUUAGCGCAUACGCUGAAUCGGUCAUGCCGGUUGAUUCAGCGCAACCUGUUCCAGAACUCGUGGCUAACCAACGCUGCUUGCCCCCGACUGUACGUCAACCACCAGGCAGACCGAAGAAAAAUAGGAUGAAAUCUGCUUUAGAAGUUGCACUAUCAAACAAACGUCCUAGGAAAGAGCACACAUGUUCUCGAUGUAGACAGAGUGGUCAUAAUGCGAAAACUUGUCCGAUGUAA
Messenger RNA from Brassica rapa (field mustard), 1653 nucleotides. RefSeq lists its product as uncharacterized. The record is from RefSeq and is a predicted model, not a curated record. NCBI's taxonomy places the organism in Eukaryota, Viridiplantae, Streptophyta, Magnoliopsida, Brassicales, Brassicaceae. Gene Ontology annotation, molecular function: zinc ion binding; nucleic acid binding.